GGUGGCGGGAAUGCACCUUUAAUUUGCUCGCCAACCGCCAUUAAAUCCUAAAAGAAGACGAAGAAGCCACGUCAUCUCCGCGCGACAGCAAACGCGAUGGCAGAGUCAGGAACCGAGAAAGUAAUCAAGCUUGUUCCUGAGAAUCUUCUCAAGAAACGCAAGGCGUACCAGGCUAUCAAAGCUACUCAAGCCAAACUUGCGUUACAGCAGAAGAGAAAAGUCCAAAAAGGAAUUCCCUUGAAGUUUAAGCGCUUGGAGGAGUUUUUGAAAAACAGCAAGAGGAGGAAUCGAGAUGAGACACGACUCGCCAGACUCAAACAGAGACCUCUGCCGCCCAUGCCCCCAGCAAAGAACAGCCUGGUGUUUGCUGUCCGCAUCAGAGAGAUCAAAGGCGUGAGCCCCAAAGUGAUGAAGGCCAUUCAGAUGCUGAGGCUGAGGAAGAUCUUUAGUGGCACCUUUGUGAAAGUCAGCAAGGCUUCUAUAAAAAUGCUUAAGACAGUGGAACCUUAUGUUGUGUGGGGAUAUCCCAAUUUGAAAUCAGUCCGUGAGCUCAUAUUAAAAAGAGGUCUGGCGAGGAUUGACAAGAGAAGGAUUCCUCUGACCGACAAUACACUCAUAGAGCAGCAUCUCGGACAAUAUGGGAUCAUCUGUUUGGAGGACCUUAUUCACGAGAUCUAUUCUGCUGGAAAGAACUUCAAGGUGGUAAACAACUUUCUGUGUCCGUUCCGUUUGUCAGUACCAAGACAUGCUGCUAAAGACAAAGUUGGACUGCUGAAAGAUGUUGGUGAUCCUGGACCCAGAGCCGAAGACAUAAACACAAUCAUCAGGAAACUCAACUGAGCUAACAGACUUUUAUGGACUGCUGUUUUGUCACCAUAUUUCCUUGACUGUAAAGGUUAUUGUCUAUAAUUUUUAUUAAACGAUUGAAAAUUUCA
Molecule: messenger RNA, 935 nt
Organism: Sinocyclocheilus anshuiensis
Lineage: Eukaryota; Metazoa; Chordata; Actinopteri; Cypriniformes; Cyprinidae
Gene: rpl7l1
Product: ribosomal protein L7-like 1
Exons: 6
Coding region: 97-840 (247 amino acids)
Biological process (GO): maturation of LSU-rRNA from tricistronic rRNA transcript (SSU-rRNA, 5.8S rRNA, LSU-rRNA)
Cellular component (GO): cytosolic large ribosomal subunit
Molecular function (GO): structural constituent of ribosome; RNA binding
Source: RefSeq, a predicted model, not a curated record